CCCCAAGAGGAGCCGGAAGGAGGCCACUGAAGGAUGGUGGGGCUGGUCCUCUGCUCCAGGACAGGGGUCAGGAGCAGAAGGGCUGACUGGGACCCCCACCUUGUCCUCUCUCAACCUGCAUGAGGAGUCCCAUCCAGCCUGAGGGCGUCCAGCGGCCAAGGGUCACUGCAGUGUCUCUGCCAUCCUCACCAUGAACCUGGAGCUGCCCAAGGCCGAGAUCCGCUCAGCCACCAGGGUGAUAGGAGGACCUGUCACCCCCAGAAAGGGGCCACCCAAGUUCAAGCAGCGGCAAACCAGGCAGUUCAAGAGCAAGCCCCCCAAGAAAGGUGUCCAAGGGUUUGGGGAUGACAUCCCCGGAAUGGAAGGCCUGGGAACAGACAUCACAGUCAUCUGCCCCUGGGAGGCCUUCAACCACCUGGAGCUGCACGAGCUAGCCCAGUAUGGCAUCAUCUAGCCAGCUGCCUGGAGCCUGCAGCUGCCUGCUGUGAGCCCCAUUUAGGGUCCCUGUCCAGAGCCUUCAGUCCUACUUGCAUCUGGUCUCCAGGAUGGGGUGACCUCAGGCCCUGGAGCCUGCCACCUCCCCCAGAUCACCCUGCUCACCUUCCAAAGACCUUGGCCC
Molecule: messenger RNA, 619 nt
Organism: Fukomys damarensis (Damara mole-rat)
Lineage: Eukaryota; Metazoa; Chordata; Mammalia; Rodentia; Bathyergidae
Gene: Pde6g
Product: phosphodiesterase 6G
Exons: 3
Coding region: 191-454 (87 amino acids)
Biological process (GO): visual perception; positive regulation of G protein-coupled receptor signaling pathway; positive regulation of epidermal growth factor receptor signaling pathway
Cellular component (GO): photoreceptor outer segment membrane
Molecular function (GO): cGMP binding; 3',5'-cyclic-nucleotide phosphodiesterase activity
Source: RefSeq, a predicted model, not a curated record